AACUGUCAUUUAGUUUUUUAACUUCGCUAUGAGCAAAAGUUUUUUGGUCUAGAACAUAAUAUAAUUCGUUGAAUUCGAUUUAUCACUCUUCGAAGUGGUAUCGUGAAUGCUUAUGAUCCAUCUAAUCAUGGAGCUUUUAUGCAUCUAAUGCACCUGAUUCGAUUUAAUCAAAAUCAGACAUUUUUUUUACUAAUAUAGAUACAUAAUGCUAUGAGCAAAAAUUUUUUUGGUAUAAAACAUAAUAUAAUUCGUUGAAUUCGAUUCAUCACUCUUCGAAAUGACAUCGUGAAUGCUUAUGAUCCAUCUAAUCAUGGAGCUUUCAUGCAUCUAAUGCGCCUGAUUCGAUUUAAUCAAAAUCAGACAUUUUUUUAUUAAUAUAGAUACGUAAUGCUAUGAGCAAACAUUUUUUUGGUAUAAAACAUAAUAUAAUUCGUUGAAUUCGAUUCAUCACUCUUCGAAAUGACAUCGUGAAUGCUUAUGAUCCAUCUAAUCAUGGAGCUUUUAUGCAUCUAAUGCACCUGAUUCGAUUUAAUCAAAAUCAGACAUUUUGCUAAUAUAGAUACAUAAAAUAUCAUAAUUGUUAUUUGUUUUGUUAUUGUACGUAUUUUUUUCAGCCGCGAGAUGCAACGGGAAGGGUAACACACUGCGCGUUAUACUUUCUCCUGAAGCAGGAGUGAAAUCUGCAGUAAUUCGUUGGAUGCGUUUAAGAAACCUGUAGCUGCAGUUGUCAAUAAUAACAGCUAUAUUGCGCCCUCAUUAGAAUAUCAGAUUGUAUAAUGAUAUUAGAUUGGAUUUAAAACGAGAGUACGAAUAUAACAGCAAAUAUUAGAACACAAAACGUCUACUGAAUUUUUGUUUCCAAUCUCCUCAAAUUAAAAAAUUUACCGCAGUUAUGUAUAUUUAUACAAAGGCCGUAGACAUACAGAACACUGAAUGUUGAGAAAAGAGGAAAGUUUGCAGGAGCAAAUAAGAGAGACCUGGUUUUCUGUAGGGCAAUAAUAAGGCGCAGAAAGUUGGGAGAGGCUCAUUGCAUCCGGAACCGUUGCAGUUGCAGUUGCAGCUGCAGAAGUACAUCUGUAUUCGCCAGGCUACGAUAAUCACGGUAUUAGACCUAUCUAUAGUCGAUUUAUAGACGAACUUUACACACUAAAAAUAUAAACUGUAUUUAAAUAGACAUUACCACGAUGGUACUGACCUACUCAACGAUUGAUGGAGAAAUUGGCAAGAAACUUGACCGCAUGUUCAGUGUAGAAAACAGUUUCGUUCGAGUUGAACCAGGACCGUGUGUUUUACCGCCAAAUUACGCUCUAUAUGGUCCCAAAAUUCGAGACAUGGAAAUUCGGGAGGACGAUGUUUGGCUUGUCUCCUAUCCACGGACUGGUAGCCAUUGGGCACAAGAAAUGACUUGGUGCAUAGGGAACGACUUUGACUAUGAACAAGCGCAAACACUUUCAGUUUUGCGGAAUCCUCUUCUUGAACUCUCGGCGUUGCUUGUGAGCGGUGAAUACGUUGAUUGGUUUUCAAAAUUGGGGAACAGCGUCGAAAAUGUUGAAAGAACUCCAAGUCCUAGAUACGUCAAGUCGCACUUGCCAUGGGAUUUGCUGCCUUCGCAAUUAAAAAUUAAAAAACCGAAGAUUAUUUAUGUUACCAGAAAUCCGAAAGACGCAUGCGUUUCCUUCUAUUAUUACUGCAAACUUCUUCAUGGCUUGAAAGGAACUUUUGAAGAAUUUGCCGAACUUUUUCUGCAGGGCAUGGUACCCAUGGGAUCGUUUUGGAAUCACGUGUUGAAAUUUUGGGAGCAUAGAAAUGAUGAAAAUAUACUCUUUCUCACAUACGAAGAGAUGCAGAAGGAUCAGGCUGGAGCGAUAAGGAAGACGGCAAAAUUCUUAAACAAAGUCGUAACAGCAAGCCAAGUUUCCGGGCUGUGCGAACACUUGAAAUUUUCAAAAAUGGCAGCGAACCCCGCGGUAAAUUUGGAGUAUAUGAUAGGAAAAAGUGAAGACUCGGAUUUGAAGUUCAUCAGAAAAGGGAAAGUAGGGGACUGGAGGAAUCAUAUGAGCGUUGAAUUAGCGGAAAGGUUUGACCAAUGGACGGAAAUUAACACCAAGGGGUCUGGGCUGAAGUUGGAGUACAAGCUACCUGGCCUAGAGGAAUAAUCUGUAUAGUUUUCAAACGUCAAUUUGUAAUGGCAUGUUGUUCAUUUUAUCGUUCAGAAUCAUUGAUUUUGUAAUUUGUUUUCAAGAUUUUUGUAUGUAAUAAAAAUGUGUUCACUGAAAAAAA
Molecule: messenger RNA, 2280 nt
Organism: Athalia rosae (coleseed sawfly)
Lineage: Eukaryota; Metazoa; Arthropoda; Insecta; Hymenoptera; Athaliidae
Gene: St2
Product: luciferin sulfotransferase-like
Exons: 7
Coding region: 1185-2156 (323 amino acids)
Biological process (GO): sulfation
Cellular component (GO): cytoplasm
Molecular function (GO): sulfotransferase activity
Source: RefSeq, a predicted model, not a curated record